ACCAACCCGUUCGCACGGGCGCGAGAGGUUUUAACGGUUUUAACUGUUUUGACAGUUCAAAGCAGGCUGUGGUAUUUCUGUUUGAUGUCAUUAAUAUUUUUUUUUGUGAUACAAAUCUUGGCUCUUGUGGCCACUUGUUCCGGCGGACCAAGAUAGACUAUUUCGGUCGUACCCAGUCCAGAUGAUCUUCAGCCGCCUCACGGGUUCCAGCUGUAAUCAACUGAUCCGCGUCCCUCCGCUCCCAGACGACCCGUUGCAGCUCCUUCAUCUACAUACGGUAACUGGAAAGCCCGUCAGUACCUUCUUCCUCGCGUACGGAGAUCAUAUCGUGGAGAAUUCGUCCAUGAACAAGACGGUCAGUUUACGAAAAGAGCCGCAUCUUCCGAUGGAUCGAGGCACACCCAGGCAGGUGCGGAUCUGUAUCGCAUGGUUGGUGCGCGCAGGCCAUCGUUGGAGGUUUUGUCCAGCAGGGAAGUCAGCCAACCGGUGUUUUUUCAAGACGCUUUCACGAUCCCUGAACAACGAGUCGAAACUAGACGUGACCUUUUUGGACAUCCGCUCGCAGUCAAAGUCGAAUUGGUCGAAAAAAUUUUCCGCUAGACUAGCGCCAAGAUCUGAUAUCUUCUUUGUCCUUUGGAAAAGACAUGUUACGGAUCAACGGCCGGAGAGUGGCCCAUGGACAGUUGAUGCUCUCAGAGAAGGACAAUGAUGUGUGAGUCCUGCCCUGCUUUGAAAACGAUUACGUACAUGGAUCAAGAUCGCCGAUAUUCAUGAAGAUUCAUGUGUUCAAGCUGGAACAUGAAAAUUUCAACCGCCAGCGAAAGAUCUGUAUCCGAAGCUGGUCAAGAGCCGUUCAAUCCACCUUCAGCGAUGGUGGUCGGGUUGCGUCAACUGGAAAAUAUAAAGAGGCAUCGAUAAAGAAGAGGGCGGGUGUGGGGGAUGAUACAGUCUCUUUAUUUUGAAAGAAAAACAGGUGACAAAAUGCUACAGACAUGAUUGCGUCCGCCACCAUAGCAGCUGGAUACUGUGGUGGCCGUUUUGGUACAUAUAUUUGGAGUCUCGCAGUGGAUUGAUCCACUU
Molecule: messenger RNA, 1080 nt
Organism: Culex pipiens pallens (northern house mosquito)
Lineage: Eukaryota; Metazoa; Arthropoda; Insecta; Diptera; Culicidae
Exons: 3
Coding region: 182-709 (175 amino acids)
Source: RefSeq, a predicted model, not a curated record